Coccomyxa subellipsoidea C-169 is the source of this 1587-nucleotide messenger RNA. RefSeq names its product DUF1692-domain-containing protein. The record is from RefSeq and is a predicted model, not a curated record. The transcript is spliced from 8 exons. Lineage: Eukaryota; Viridiplantae; Chlorophyta; Trebouxiophyceae; Coccomyxaceae. Gene Ontology annotation, cellular component: COPII-coated ER to Golgi transport vesicle; endoplasmic reticulum. Bases 150 to 1310 code for a protein of 386 amino acids.
GUUGAAAUUGAUCUUGUUCAUUGAUUGAUUUGACGUGAAACAGAUUUGGCGCAAUGUGGCUCUCCUUGGGAUCAGUUGAAUUCGGUAAUGGUCGGAAGUGAUGUCUCGAGAAACAUAAGAGCAAAAGGUGGUGGCGGAAUUUAGAUCCUAUGGAGGGGAUUGUCAGUAAACUGAAGAAUCUGGACGCCUAUCCAAAAGUCAAUGAAGACUUCUUUCAGAGAACUUUAAGUGGGGGCAUCAUAACGAUUGGCAGCAGCAUAAUAAUGCUCUGCCUCUUCCUGUCCGAAUUAAGUCUCUUCAUGAAGAUCACCACCACAAACGAGCUUUCGGUAGACACUACGAGAGGGGAUCAACUAUCUAUCAACUUCGACAUGACAUUUCCUGCGCUCCCAUGCGAAUGGAUCAGCCUAGACCUGAUGGAUAUCAGCGGAGAGAUGCAUCUGGAUGUGGAUCAUGAUGUGUAUAAGCGGCGGCUAGACUCGAAUGGGGUGGUGAUUCCGGACAGCAUAGAGAAGCACCAGGUGGGGCCAGAGCUGGAUGACACGCUGCUGCACAAGGCGAACGAGACGGAGUGUGGAUCGUGCUAUGGCGCGGCGCCUGAUGAAGAGUGCUGCAACAACUGUGAGGAGGUGCGGGCUGCGUACAGGCGGAAGGGCUGGGGCUUCACAGACCCGCAGCAAAUAUCACAGUGCGCGAAGGAGGGCUUUGUGGAGAAGCUGCGUGCGCAGGAGGGGGAAGGGUGCCACAUGUGGGGCUCCCUGGCUGUCAACAAGGUGGCGGGGAACUUCCACUUUGCACCUGGGAAGUCGUUCCAGCAGGGGCCGAUGCAUGUGCACGACCUGGUGCCCUUCCAGGGGGUCACCUUCGACCUGAGCCACAGGAUCGACAAGCUCAGCUUUGGGCACGAGUACCCAGGCAUGACCAACCCUCUGGACCGCGUGAACUUGCCCAAGUUCAACACACGCAACCCCCAGGGCCUCCCCGGAGCCUACCAGUACUUCCUCAAGGUGGUGCCCACUAUAUAUGUCAACUCGCACAACCACACCAUCAACAGCAACCAGUACUCGGUCACGGAGCACUUCAAGGGGUCCCAAGACUUCCAGGCGCAGCUGCCGGGCGUCUUCUUCUACUAUGACCUCUCGCCCAUCAAGGUGAAGUACCACGAGACCAGGAUGUCUUUCCUGCACUUCUUGACAAGCGUGUGUGCCAUCGUGGGAGGCAUCUUCACCGUGGCGGGCAUUGUUGACGCCUUCAUCUACCAUGGCCACCAGGCCAUCAAGAAGAAGGUGGACCUGGGCAAGCAGAUCUAGCACUGUGCCAUGUCCCGCCGUGUGCGGAAGGCACACUUAAUCCUCUCAGAGGAGCAGGCUGCGAUUUGCUUGUAAGUAUAUGAGGGCGUCAGUGUGAAGGGCAUAAGUGGCUUAAUGCAUCAGUUGCUUUUUGAGAGGUGUUUGGCUGGUGGACCAGUGUUGACUUGCAAGGGUAGUUGGACUGCACCUAUAUAGCAGCCCAUAUAUGGGCUGUUGAAAUUUGUUUUGGCUUCUAUUCUAUUUUGUGACCCAGGAAUUGUAAACCCUAUGCCUCAUC